Messenger RNA from Penicillium atrosanguineum, 2151 nucleotides. Its product is annotated as putative dynamin family GTPase. Gene Ontology annotation, molecular function: microtubule binding; GTP binding; GTPase activity. Gene Ontology annotation, cellular component: microtubule; cytoplasm; membrane. The record is from RefSeq and is a predicted model, not a curated record. The transcript has 5 exons. Lineage: Eukaryota; Fungi; Ascomycota; Eurotiomycetes; Eurotiales; Aspergillaceae. The coding region runs from base 1 to 2151 and encodes 716 amino acids.
AUGGACAAGAGACCGCGCCACUUUGACGGAGUCGAGAGCUCUGAGCAGCUGGCCUUCAUCGAUGAACUGCAGGCACUCGGGCUAAGUAGCACUAUCAACCUACCCGAGCUCGUGGUGGUAGGUGACCAAAGCGCGGGCAAGAGCUCGGUGCUCCAAGCUAUCACAGAGGUUUCUUUCCCGGUGAAAGACGGAACUUGUACUCGGUUCCCCAUCCAGAUUUCGUUUCGUCAAACUUCCGCUGCAAAGGAAUUGCCGAUCAAGGCUACGAUUGUGCCGGGCCGACAGUCCGAGGAUGACGGUGCAUUGAUAGCUCGCAUGAGAGAUUUUACAGUCGAGAGAAAGGAGCUGACGACGGAUGUCAUAAAGGAUAUUAUUGAAGAGGCAACGGAGUGUAUAUUUGGCGCGCAUCAGGCCGGAAGGAGGGUGAGUUUGAGCGAUGCGACACUACGCAUUGAGCGGUCGGGCCCGAACGAGAUGCAUUGGACCAUUAUUGAUCUCCCGGGGCUCAUACGGGGAGACAAGAAAAAGCAAAAUGAGGUGUUGAACCGCGCGAAUGGUAAUGGGCCGACUGAUACGUCAAUGCGGAUGAAUGCAGCUGUUGCAUCCGAGUUGGCACGCGAAUAUCUGGAGAACGACAGGAACAUCGUCUUGGUCGUCAUUGAUGAUGUGGACGUGGAGCGUCUCCGGAUCUUUGAACUGAUGGAGGAGAUUCCAGGCCUGGAAAAGCGUUGUAUUGGCGUGCUGAACAAGUGUGAUCGCAAACAAGAAGGAUCAGAUGAAUGGAUGGUCAAACUUCUUCAGAACGAUCUCUCCACUGUUCCUCACCUCGAUCACGGGUGGUUCGGAUUGAGAAACCGAGUCCCCAACGAAGCUCACAUCACCGAUGCAGAGCGGGACGAUCGAGAAAGUGCAGAAUUCUUGAAGAAAGACUGGCAGGACGUCGCGAAAAAUCGCACAGGAAUACAAGCGCUGAUGAGUUAUGUCGAUAAAGAGAGACGAGCGCAGAUCCAAUCUGGCAUCCCGCACAUCGUGACGGAGAUUCGUCAGAAGCUUCGGGAAUGCGAGUCAGAUCUGAACCGAAUGGGUGAAGCUCGAGAUAGCCCAAAAUCCCAGCGGCACUUUGCUUUUCAGUUUUGCAAUGAGAUGCAGCGCAUGGCAGAGGCAACGCUCAGAGGUCAGUAUCAGGUUGUGCCUUCCCAGGAUCCCAGGAUCAUGCUUCGAUACGAAGUACAACGCCGCCUAGAUCGGUUCUAUGACGAUAUGGCGGAUACCGACAAAAUGCCGCUCCCGUUCUCAGACUUUGAGCGAGACCUAGAACUCCUUAGUUACACCGGCCCAGACCCAAGCGCGUGGGACGAAUUCGUCAUGAGUGCACCGGGGUUAUACGCUGAGAUAUAUAAGGAAGCCAAGAUCAGCGAAGGCUGCAGUCUUCCCGGCACUAUACACCCGGACGUUGAGGAGAAAAUCUUCCGCAAGCAAUCUAUCCACUGGGAAGACAUUGCCCGCCGGUUUGUCGAUGAUGUGAAAGAUCUGGUCAAGAACUGCUAUGAUGUUCUAAUUCGCAUUGCCAUUCCCAACAGUAAAGUGCGGUUGGAGGUCAGCCGCCUAAUGAUCAAAACACUGGAAGAUUGGCACAAACAUGCAGACACGGCUCUUUCCGAGCUAUUGGAGGAUAAUCAAUCCAGACCUUUAAUAACUCGCAGCCCGAAGUUGCUAGAAGACACUAUCAGAGCGGAUCAAAAUCGAGGGGAAAUUCUUCUCGGGAGAAGGUCUAGGGGAGCAUCUACAGAUCAUGAUCAGAAUGAUGAUGUCAAUGGCAGCCUUGAGGCUGAUGGCGACCAUCCUCGUUUUAUCUCCACUAUUCUGAGCCAAGUUUUGUUUGUUCGUGCUAGGCUGCAGUCUUACUAUAUGAUUGCGUUGCAUCGAUUUAUUGAUAAUGUAGCGAUGCAGGUUGUGGAGCGACAUAUUCUCGGACCAAGAUGUCCAAUGCUCACCAUUUCUGUCGAGACCUUUGCUAAAUUAGAUGAUGAAGAGCUGAAUGCCAUAACCGCAGAAGAUGAAUCCGAUGCGAGAAUACGAGCAAGGCUUGAGAGGCUGCGAUCUCGGUAUACCGAAGCGCUCAAGAGGUGGGAGAGGUUGAGGGUGCUUUAG